AUGGGUAACAAACCAUAUUCUUUUGGUCAUCCAGGAGUUGAUGUUGUUGCAGCCAACUAUCUCCAACAAGAGAAUAUAAAUAUACCAAAUGAUUCUCAAGGAAACGCCUCUUUUGAUGUUUCGAAUAUAGAAAACUUGAAUCAAGAGCUUACUGAGAUAUUAGCCCAAAUUCGAGAAAGUGAAAAACAAGCUGAGAAACAUGAUGAGAUUUUGAAGAAAAAUGAUCUGAAAAAACUCUCUGAACUUUCAGAAUUGAAAGAUUCAUAUAAACAAUUUCAAAAUUCGAUGAAGUUACGUCUUAGUGAUCUUGAAAUAUCAAAAUAUUUGAUGCUUCUUGCUAAAGAUCCCGUGGUAGGAGUAAAGGCAAAACUUACAAGAAAGAAACCAAGAAAAAAUAAUUCUUUAUAG
Molecule: messenger RNA, 408 nt
Organism: Vicia faba (fava bean)
Lineage: Eukaryota; Viridiplantae; Streptophyta; Magnoliopsida; Fabales; Fabaceae
Source: the annotation of a GenBank genome assembly